Molecule: messenger RNA, 1926 nt
Organism: Aspergillus oryzae RIB40
Lineage: Eukaryota; Fungi; Ascomycota; Eurotiomycetes; Eurotiales; Aspergillaceae
Product: Pumilio-family RNA binding repeat-containing protein
Exons: 2
Coding region: 1-1926 (641 amino acids)
Biological process (GO): post-transcriptional regulation of gene expression
Cellular component (GO): cytoplasm
Molecular function (GO): mRNA binding
Source: RefSeq, a predicted model, not a curated record
AUGCCACAAAACGCUCUAAACAUGUUCCGACUCGAGCAGAUGGGCAGCCCAACUAGCGAGGGUCAUUCUAACACAUCUCGGCACGCCGCUCGUCACUCACUUGAGGCAAACCUUCUUUACAGUGCCGAGGGAAGCCACGAAGGUAUGACUGCAACCUCGUCAAACCGUCCAAAUUCUCUGCAGUCAUCAUACUCUACCAAUGACCUCCCUACUGUAAAGGGCGAUGGAUUCAACCCUGCCAUCACACCCCCAAAGACUCAUGCAGAACAUUUCCAGCAACACAAUGCCAACAUGGGUCGAAUUCCUGCAAGUGCUGUCAACACCCGUCAGCAGAAGGAUUCACCAGAACGCGAUGACCCAAACAUGCAGGGAUCCCGGUCUCAGCAGACCACUUUACAGCCUAAUGCAACACCCUUUGGGCCGCAACUCACUUCGGCUGCCAGCAUCAGCACUGCUGCCCCGGCCUCUUUGGGCACUUUCCAGCAGCCCUUUUAUGGUUACGGCGUCCAGCCUUACAUGGGAAAUCCCCUCCCGGUGAACGGGCAACUUCAGAGCUAUAAUCCUGGCGCUUCCUAUGGUGCAUUUCCCGCCUACGGCAAUUACCGUCUUGCUGAAGGUCCAGCAAAGACUAUGGGAUCUCGCCGCAGCAACGGUGAAGGGGAGUCCGCCCAAUUAUCUCGCUUCACUAAUUUUCCAUUGGAGCACUAUCGGGGUGAGCUGUAUGGUCUCUGUAAAGACCAGCAUGGGUGCAGGUACUUGCAGCGGAAGCUAGAGGAGCGCAACCCGGACCACGUCCAGAUGAUCUUUGACGAGACGCAUUUGCAUGUUGUGGAGCUAAUGACCGAUCCUUUUGGUAAUUAUCUGUGCCAGAAGUUGCUUGAGUACUCCAAUGACGAGCAGCGUACAGCGCUGAUCAACAACGCUGCGCACCAACUUGUGAAGAUCGCACUGAAUCAACAUGGUACUAGGGCUUUACAGAAGAUGAUCGAGUUCAUAUCAACCCCUGAACAGACACAAACCGUGAUCCAUGCUUUGGAAGAUCACGUUGUGGAGUUGGUUCAAGAUUUGAAUGGUAAUCAUGUGAUUCAGAAGUGCCUGAAUCGUCUCUCUGCGGAAGACGCCCAAUUCAUCUAUGAUGCUGUGGGUGCUAAUUGUGUUGUGGUCGGCACUCACCGUCAUGGAUGUUGCGUUCUUCAGCGCUGUAUUGAUCAUGCUUCUGGUGAGCAGAGGGCUCGUCUAAUCGCGCAGAUCACAUCCAACGCUUUUGCCUUGGUCCAAGAUCCUUUUGGAAAUUACGUGGUGCAGUACAUCUUGGAUCUGGCCGAGCCUCAUUUCACCGAACCCCUUUGUCAGACGUUCCGUGGAAAUAUUCCCGCCUUAUCAAAGCAAAAAUUUAGCUCUAACGUUAUCGAAAAGUGUCUUCGCACCGCCGACGGCCCGGUUCGAGGCCAACUCAUCGAGGAGAUGCUCUCAGGCAGUGAGCUGGAGAAAAUGCUCCGAGAUUCCUUCGCUAACUAUGUUGUGCAAACUGCCAUGGACUUCGCGGACAGUGAGACCCGAACCCGCCUGAUUGAUGCGAUUAGACCAAUCUUGCCUUCAAUUCGUCAGACACCUCACGGUCGUCGCAUUGCUGGCAAGAUGAUGGCAGCAGAAGGUUCCGGGAGGGGAAGUGCUACAACUAGCGGACAAGUCACCCCGAACGAGAUGAAUUCGGCUCAGCUUCCUGGACCUUUGCAAGGUAACCAGAAACCAUUCUUGUAUCAACAUCCCUCUUUUCCCAUAGGCAGUGCUCAGUUUGGUGUUGGUUCUACGACCAAUACUCCGUCCGGGGGACCAAACGAAACCCCCUCUGGGAUCUUCACUCCUCCAGUCCAACACUCGAACGGCAGUCUUAAUGCUCAAGGUCAGCUGUAUGCAUACUUUUGA